Striga asiatica is the source of this 390-nucleotide messenger RNA. NCBI's taxonomy places the organism in Eukaryota, Viridiplantae, Streptophyta, Magnoliopsida, Lamiales, Orobanchaceae. The record is from the annotation of a GenBank genome assembly.
AUGAAGCCCCGCGCCGCGAUGCUCAUUCCCAGGUCUGCUCCCUCGCGCCGUGAAGCAGUCCCGCGCCGCGACAGGCCCCCUCUCCGCGCCGCGGCGCAUGCCACCUUCGCACCUCGAGAGCCUUCCGCGCUCGAACAACAGUCGCCACCUCCGGGAGCUCGACGGUCGCCCGUCCAUGGCCUCACCACCGCCCGCCGCAGCUCUUAUCGGUGUCUGUCGUCGCCGUAUUGCAGUUUAUUCUCCACUCACGACGGAAACACCAUCCACCGAUAUCUAGAAUCGUUUUCCGACGAAGAACCCGCGGCGACGAUGUCCCGAUCAAAAUCGACCAUUGAUACACAAUUCGAAAUCUCCGUGAAGCAGCUCGACAUUGGACAUACUGGACAAUGA